Messenger RNA from Oncorhynchus masou masou (cherry salmon), 3722 nucleotides. Its product is annotated as tripartite motif-containing protein 16-like. The coding region runs from base 72 to 1721 and encodes 549 amino acids. The record is from RefSeq and is a predicted model, not a curated record. NCBI's taxonomy places the organism in Eukaryota, Metazoa, Chordata, Actinopteri, Salmoniformes, Salmonidae. Gene Ontology annotation, molecular function: zinc ion binding; protein binding. The transcript is spliced from 6 exons.
UGUAGAGUUCCAUGAAACAGAAAGUAAUCUUCGACACUGCCAUUGCUUAACCUACGGGAGAGAGCACCAAAAUGGCAGAGAAUCAGGAACUGUUCUGUUGCUCCAUCUGUCUGGAUCUACUGAAGGAUCCGGUGACUACUGCCUGUGGACACAGUUACUGUAUGGGCUGUAUUAAAGAAAGCUGGGAUCAGGAUCAUCUGAAAGGUGUCUACAGCUGUCCACAGUGCAGACAGACCUUUACCCCAAGACCUGUACUGAACAGGAGCACUGUGCUGGCUGAAGUGGUGGAGAAACUGAAGAAGACAGGACUCCAGGCUGCUCCCCCUCCUGCUCUGUGCUAUGCUGGACCUGGAGAUGUGGCGUGUGAUUUCUGCACUGGGGCCAGAAAGCAGAAAGCCCUCAUGUCCUGUCUGGUGUGUCUGGCCUCUUACUGUGAGACUCACCUCCAACCUCACUAUGAAUUUCCUGCUUUCAAGAAGCACAAGCUGGUCAAAGCCACCGCACAACUACAGGAGAAGAUCUGCUCUCAUCAUGACAAACUGCUGGAGGUUUACUGUCGUACCGAUAAGCAGUGUAUCUGUCUGCUGUGUACAAUGGAUGAACAUAAAGGACAUGAUACAGUGUCAGCUGCAGCAGAGAGGACUGAGAAACAGAGGCAGCUGGGGAUGAGCCAGCAGAAGGUCCAGCAGAGAUUCCAGGAGAGAGAGAAGGAACUGAAGGAGCUCCAACAGGCUGUGGAGUCUCUCAAGCACUCUGCACAGGCAGCAGUGGAGGACAGUGAUAAUAUAUUUACUGAGCUGAUCUGCUCCAUUGAGAGAAGGCGCUCUGAGGUGAAGAAGGUGAUCAGAGCCCAAGAGAAGGCUCAAGUGAGUCAAGCUGAAGGACUCCUGGAGCAACUAAAGCAGGAUAUAGCUGAGCUGAGGAAGAGAAGCACUGAGCUGGAGCAGCUCUCACACACAGAGGAUCACAUCCAUUUCCUCCAGAGUUAUCAGGCUCUCUCCAGUAACAGUGUAUCUUCAGACUUACCCAGCAUCGUUGUCCGUCCUCUUCAGUACUUUGGAGAUGUGAGUAAGACUGUGUCUGAACUGAGAGAGAAACUAGAAGACUUCCUUAAAGGAGAAUGGACCAAGAUCUCCACUACAGUGAAUAUAGUGGAUGUUGUACUGCCUCCAGAGCCCAAGACCAGAGAACAGUUGUUACAAUAUUUAUGUCAGCUCACACUGGACCCAAAAACAGUAUACACACGCCUCUCUCUGUCUGAAGGGAACAGAAAGGUGACCUAUACAGUCCAACCCCAACCAUAUCCUGACCAUCCGGACAGAUUCACAAACCAUUGUCAGGUUCUGUGUAGAGAGGGUCUGUCUGGACACUGUUACUGGGAGGUGGAGUGGAGUGGGGAUGUUGAUACAGCAGUCUCCUAUAAAGAUGUCAGCAGAACAGAGAGAGAUGGUGGAUUUGGAGACAAUAAAAAGUCCUGGAGUUUAGAGUGCUCUAGUGGUGGUUAUUGUUUCAUACACAAUAAUGUUGUGACUAAAGUAUCAGGCCCUCAGUCCUCCAGAGUAGGAGUGUACCUGGAUCACAAGGCAGGUACUCUGUCCUUCUACAGUGUCUCUGAUACAAUGACCCUCCUCCACAGAGUCCAGACCACAUUCACUCAGUCCCUCUAUCCUGGGUUUUAUCUCUAUAGUUAUAAUGAUACUGCUGAGCUGGUUAAACUGUAGUAGGGUCCACAUAGAUACUAGUCAUGCUGGUGUAGUCUAUAGCUGAGCUGGUUAAACUGUAGUAGGGUCCACAUAGAUACUAGUCAUACUGGUGUAGUCUAUAGCUGAGCUGGUUAAACUGUAGUAGGGUCCACAUAGAUACUAGUCAUGCUGGUGUAGUCUAUAACUGAGCUGGUUAAACUGUAGUUGGGUCCACAUAGAUACUAAUCAUGCUGGUGUAGUCUAUAGCUGAGCUGGUUAAACUGUUGUAGGGUCCACAUAGAUACUAGUCAUGCUGGUGUAGUCUAUAGCUGAGCUGGUUAAACUGUAGUAGGGUCCACAUAGAUACUAGUCAUGCUAGUGGUGAUGCUGGUGGUGAUGGUCCCCAGAUAUAAUCCCUGGAUGUUAUGAUUCAUUCUGCUCUGAUCUUCAGAAGAUGUUAUGUAUUCAUAUUUCAUAAAUUGCACUGUUCAUUUCCAUUAAUCAUGAUGUAUGGUGUUGAUGUAUAUUGUUGGUCAUUAAGAACCAUAAUUUUUUCUCAAUUGGGUUUCUGUAGUUUUACUCAGUGGAACAGAUAGUAACUAAACAAUAUGGUCUUGUUUUCUGGACACAGAUUAAGCCUAUAGAGAAUGUUCAAUGGAGAUUAACCAGCCCUACUUUUUUCCACCUGGUGGUGCUAUUGACCAAACAAUAAAACCAGCAGAUAUCUUGACUUGCCUCUCAGUGUAUCAGUAAUGUUAAGAAUAGUACUUUAAUAUCAUUGGAGAUUGAUGGUCUUUUUAAUCCACUAUCCAGAGUCAGGAACAGAUGAAGUUAGGUCUGCUACUGUUCAGUGAUUAAAUAUGAUUUAUGGUGAUGGGAAAUAAAAAAUACCACACUAAACUUCAUCUAGUAAUAGUUUUCCUUUGUUAUUUAUUCCAAUGUGUGUCUUUAACUUUCAAAUGGAUUGUGUGGAGGUGAGCUAGUGGUGUGGCUGAUAGAAUAUAAUGAAAAGGGAGGAGGGGAGGAAGAGGAGAGGAGUGAAGGGCUGUUAAAGAAACCAGAUGAGGAAGAGAAAGAUGUUCAGGGGAAUUACUGUCUCUGUUCUACAUGUGUAUUUUGUAUUUGUAUUUUUUAUGGAUCCCUAUUAGCUGCUGCCAAAGCAGAGUUCCAUGUAGUCAUGGCUCUAUGUUGUACUGGGUGCCUCCCAUCGUCUGUUCUGGACUUGGGGACUGUGAAGAGACCUCUUGUGGGGUAUGCAUGGUGUCCGAGCUGUGUGCCAGUAGUUUAGAUAGACAGCUCGGUGCAUUCAACAUGUCAUCUCAUAAAUAAAAGUCAAUAUCUCCACUUUCAGCCAGGUGAGAUUGACAUUCAUAUUAUUAAUAUUAGCUCUCUGUGUACAUCCAAGGGCCAGCCGUGCUUUCCGGUUCUGAGCCUUUUUUUUGGUGCCUGACCACACGCCUGAACAGUAGUCAUGGUGCGACAAAACUAGGGCCUGUAGGACCUGCCUUGUUGAUAGUGCUGUUAAGAAGGCAGAGCAUCGCUUUAUUAUAGACAGACUUCUUCCCAUCUUAGCUACUGUUGUAUCAAUAUGUUUUGACCGUGACAGUUUACACUCUAGGGUUACUCCAAGCAGUUUAGUCAUCUCAACUUGCUCAAUUUCCACAUUAUUUAUUACAAGAUAUUGUUGAGGUUUGGGGUUUAGUGAGUGUUUUGUUUCAAAUACAAUGCUUUAAUAUUUAGGGCUGUCACGCCCUCACUAGAAAUACCCUUUUUAUUCUCUAUUUUGAUUAGGUCGGGGUGUGACUAGGGUGGGUAAUCUAGGGUGUUUAUUUCUGUUGGCCUGGUAUGGUUCACAAUCAGAGGCAGCUGUUCAUCGUUGUCUCUGAUUCGGGAUCAUUAUUUAGGCAGCCAUUUCCCCACUGUGUUUUGUGGGAUCUUGUUUUUGUGUAGUUGCCUGUGAACACUUCAUUGUCAUCACGGUUUGUUUGUGCUUCAUUGUUUUGUGCUUUUUACUUCAAUAAAUAUGUGGAACCCAAAUCA